AUGGAGUCUCGAAGAAGACUCGCCAUUCUUUGCUCCCACCUACACCCCUCGUCCGCUUCACCUGUUGCUUCCUCCCAAUCACAGUUUCUGUCUCCUUGUAAUUCUUCUUCUGAUUCUAAUUUUAUGAUGGGCUCCGGCGGUGGUGGUGGCGGCGAAAAACAGAGGGACCAAGAUUGUGUCUUUUGCUCUAUUGUUCGCGGCCAAUCUUCGGCCUUCAAACUUUACGAAGAUGAUUCUUGCCUCUGUAUUUUGGACCGAAACCCGUUGAGUCAUGGGCAUUCCCUUAUUAUACCAAAGGCUCACUUUUCUACCUUGGAGUCAACCCCUCCAUCUUUGGUGGCAGCAAUGUGUUCAAAGGCACCUUUUAUUGCGAAUGCUCUUAUGAAGGCCACUGGCUCUGAUUCAUUCAACAUGCUAGUGAAUAACGGGGCAGCUGCAGGGCAAGUUAUAUACCAUACGCAUAUCCAUAUAAUCCCUCGCAAGACGAACGAUUGCUUGUGGACGACUGAGAGUUUGCCAAGGUAUCCCAUAAUCUUCGAUCAGGAAGCUUCCCGUCUCGUUUCAUCCAUCCGAGAGCAGCUGACAAACGUUUAUGGUGAUUACAAGGGCCAGGAAUCAGGGCUAUCUCGAUUCUCUCUCUGA
Linum trigynum is the source of this 642-nucleotide messenger RNA. Lineage: Eukaryota; Viridiplantae; Streptophyta; Magnoliopsida; Malpighiales; Linaceae. The record is from the annotation of a GenBank genome assembly.